AAUACAAAAUAUGAAUAUUGAUCCAAAUUAUCUUCUUAGCCAUGAUUGCUUCUAUUAACAAAAAAUAACUAAACCAUAAACAUUUCUUACAAGAUGGAGAUGGGCCCAGCUAUUCAAACUUUUAAUCCAUGUUAACUCUGGUCUAACGGUCUCAAGUCUGCUGUUACAUAAAGGAGUUGUUGGUUCAGGUAACCUCCUGCAGAUGUCGCUGUUGAACACCCACGGACAUUCGUUACUCAACAUACACCCGGUUUCUAGAGUUAACAGUGAGGAAAAGCGAAGUAAUGGAGAACAUCUUUCUCCAGCUUAGAUACAGAUCAACGUGUUAAGUGUACUCAGAAACAAGCCUUUGUUGAGUUGAUAUUCGCAGUAUUAGAAGAAUUGCCUGCUUUGCCUUCCGCUAACCACGUGACGGUUGUUGUGGAAGCUUCCCCUGCCGUAAAACGUGAACCGAUGUGGUGAAGAAGAAGCGAAAUUGUUGUGACAGCGGUUAGCGGUGACGUUAGCAAGCUAGCCAUUUGUCUCCCAGGUUGUAACUGGCAUUCCAGCGACACAGAGGAUGUGCCGGCGUUCAGGUUGAUUUGUUUGACAUCGUUCAAAAAAGAACGGCGUGAAAAUAAAACCCUUUUGUCCUGCGGCGAACACAGACCGGAUGUAAGACGACACGACGAAAGCGAACGCUACAGUGGUCAGUCUGUGGGGAAACCAUUUUAUGAUUGUCAAUGCAUCCGACACGUAAGGGUACGCUCGUCUCGCUAGCUUGACUCAGCUAGCCGAACGAUACUGCACGUGUCGUGGAUGGGUUCACUGAACGAGGCGCUCUUGGAAGAAACGGUGACCGGCGCUUAGCGGACAACAUGGACACCGCCGAAGAAGCGGACAUUUGUCGCGUGUGCCGCUCCGAGGGGACCUCGGACAAGCCCCUGUACCACCCCUGCGUCUGCACCGGCAGCAUCAAGUUCAUCCACCAGGAAUGUUUGGUCCAGUGGCUGAAGCACAGCAGGAAGGAGUACUGCGAAUUGUGCAAGCACAGAUUUGCUUUCACACCAAUUUACUCCCCAGACAUGCCCUCACGUCUGCCCAUACAGGACAUCUGUGCUGGCCUGCUGACCAGCGUGGGGACCGCUAUCCGCUACUGGUUCCAUUACACACUAGUGGCCUUUGCAUGGCUCGGUGUGGUUCCUCUCACUGCAUGUCGCAUCUACAAGUGUCUGUUUACCGGCUCUGUGAGCUCACUAUUGACACUGCCGUUGGACAUGCUUUCUACAGAGAACCUGCUUGCGGAUUGUCUUCAGGGCUGCUUCGUCGUCACCUGCACCCUGUGUGCAUUCAUCAGUCUGGUGUGGCUCAGAGAGCAGAUAGUCCACGGCGGCGCUCCCCAGUGGUUGGAGCAGCACCAGCCGCCACCACCUAAUGCUGCUGCACAAGCCAAUGAGGCACAAGCUGCAGGUCAGGGAGCAGCAGACGAGCCCCCUGCAGCCCAACCGGCCCCGGCCGAUCCCCCAGCCCAGAAUGAAGCAGAGCCUGAGCCCCCUGAUGUUCCCCCAGACCAAGGUGAUGACCCCGAGCUCGAGGUAGAGGAGGGAGCAGCUGCCGAAGAUGCAGAUCCCAACAAUGGAGCACAAGACGACAUGAAUUGGAAUGCUUUGGAGUGGGACAGAGCAGCGGAGGAGCUCACCUGGGAAAGGAUGCUUGGCCUGGAUGGUUCACUGGUAUUUUUGGAGCAUGUGUUUUGGGUCGUGUCUCUCAACACACUCUUUAUUCUGGUCUUCGCAUUUUGUCCCUACCACAUCGGGCACUUCACUGUCGUCGGUCUUGGCUUUGAGGAAUAUGUCCAAGCCUCCCACUUUGAGGGUUUAAUCACAACAAUUGUGGGCUACGUACUGCUGGCCAUGACGCUCAUCCUCUGUCACGGACUGGCUGCUCUGGUCAGGUUCCAGCGCUCCCGCCGUCUCCUGGGAGUCUGCUACAUUGUCGUCAAGGUCUCUCUGCUGGUUGUUGUGGAGAUUGGUGUGUUUCCACUAAUCUGCGGCUGGUGGCUUGACAUCUGCUCUUUGGAGAUGUUUGACGCCUCACUGAAAGACAGAGAGUUGAGUUUCAAAUCAGCCCCCGGUACCACAAUGUUCCUGCACUGGCUUGUGGGAAUGGUCUAUGUCUUCUACUUUGCUUCUUUCAUCCUCCUACUGAGAGAGGUGCUGAGACCCGGAGUGCUGUGGUUUCUGAGAAACCUCAAUGACCCAGAUUUUAACCCGGUGCAGGAGAUGAUUCAUCUGCCCAUCUACAGACACCUGCGGCGGUUCAUCCUGUCCGUGGUGGUGUUUGGCUCUAUCGUGCUGCUCAUGCUGUGGCUGCCCAUCCGGCUGAUUAAAUUACUGCUACCCACCUUCCUGCCGUACAAUGUCAUGCUCUACAGUGACGCCCCAGUCAGCGAGCUCUCAUUGGAGCUCUUACUGCUUCAGGUUGUGCUGCCGGCUCUACUGGAGCAGGGCCACACUCGCCAGUGGCUCAAAGGCCUGGUCAGAGCCUGGACAGUCAGUGCCGGAUUUUUAUUAGACCUUCACUCCUACCUCCUCGGGGAGCAGGAGGACAACGAUGCCAACCAGCCUGUGAACAACAACAACAAUAACCCUCCCGCUGGUCAUCAUAACAACAACAACAACCCCGCCCCAGCUGUUGGCGAGGGCUUACACGCAGCACAUCAGGCCAUCCUGCAACAAGGGGGGCCAGUGGGUUUCCAGCCCUACCACCGACCACUUCGCUUCCCACUCAGGAUUGUGUUGCUGAUAGCAUUCAUGUGCAUCACUCUGCUGGUGGCCAGUCUGGUGUGUUUAACCCUUCCAGUGUUCACCGGGCGCUGGCUGAUGUCCUUCUGGACAGGUAGCUCCAAAAUCCACGAGCUGUACACGGCGGCGUGCGGCCUGUACGUCUGCUGGCUAUCCAUCCGUGGAGUCACCGUGCUGCUGGCCUGGAUGCCCCAGGGACGCACCGUCAUCAUGCGCAAAGUCCAGGAGUGGACCUUUAUGAUCCUGAAGACCCUGGUUGUAGCUCUGCUGGUCGCCGGAGUCAUCCCGCUGCUUCUGGGUCUGCUGUUUGAACUAGUCAUUGUGGCUCCCCUCCGAGUACCCCUGGACCAGACGCCGCUCUUCUACCCCUGGCAGGACUGGGCUCUCGGAGUGCUCCAUGCCAAAAUCAUUGCUGCCAUUACUCUCAUGGGCCCUCAGUGGUGGCUGAAGACGGUCAUCGAGCAGGUUUAUGCAAAUGGCAUCCGCAACAUUGAUCUCCACUUCAUUAUCCGCAAACUGGCGGCUCCAGUCAUCUCGGUCCUGCUGUUGUCCUUGUGCGUGCCGUAUGUCAUCGCUGCUGGGGUGGUGCCAGCUGUUGGAGUGACCCCAGAGAUGGAGAUUCUAAUGCAGAGGAGAAUCUAUCCGUUCCUCUUGAUGGUGGUCUCGCUUAUCGGAAUCCUGUCCUUUCAGAUCCGACAGUUUAAACGCCUUUAUGAACACAUCAAGAACGACAAGUACCUGGUUGGCCAGAGGCUUGUCAACUACGAGCGGAAAGCUGGAAGAGCGAGCUCCAGCCCACCCCCCAACCCUGUCGUCGCAGAGUAGAAUUUUGUGUCACACAACAUUUUUUCUUCCUUUUUUUUGCACCUGUUAAGUUGUGUACACCUAGCCCCCCCGUCCCUUUGUUUGAUUUUCAACGACCAUAAUCCCUUUGAAUCUCCCAUGGAUAUUGGUGGAUUUGAUGGACGUCGUUCAAUUUGUUGAAUUCCCCUUCAUGCCCCAUCAAAGGCGGGGCUGGGAAAAUUGUGUUAUAAUCAUGGGACAGCUGAGUAAAUCCCCUCUGAUGAACAGAGUAGGCAGAAAGGGGUGGGGGUGUGAGGGUUUGAUCCAAAUCCCGACAUCUCUUGUUGUUGUUCAUGCCUUGCUUUGUAAAGUGCUGCCUGAUAAUUGUACAUGUGUAAAUACUUUGAACGCAGACUGUCUUACCAAAAAAAAAAAAAGAAGCCAGAUGUGGAUUAAUGCAAUGACCAUUGUACAUCUUAAAAGUGUAUGUAUAAUUUAUUAAAUCAAACUGACAAUU
Messenger RNA from Scophthalmus maximus (turbot), 4083 nucleotides. Its product is annotated as E3 ubiquitin-protein ligase MARCHF6. Bases 858 to 3608 code for a protein of 916 amino acids. Lineage: Eukaryota; Metazoa; Chordata; Actinopteri; Pleuronectiformes; Scophthalmidae. Gene Ontology annotation, cellular component: endoplasmic reticulum membrane. The transcript has 25 exons. Gene Ontology annotation, molecular function: zinc ion binding. The record is from RefSeq and is a predicted model, not a curated record.